Molecule: messenger RNA, 4853 nt
Organism: Hippopotamus amphibius kiboko
Lineage: Eukaryota; Metazoa; Chordata; Mammalia; Artiodactyla; Hippopotamidae
Gene: ECHDC3
Product: enoyl-CoA hydratase domain containing 3
Exons: 5
Coding region: 193-1092 (299 amino acids)
Cellular component (GO): mitochondrion
Molecular function (GO): hydro-lyase activity
Source: RefSeq, a predicted model, not a curated record
ACUCGGCGCCCGGCCUGGGGGAAGAGUCCGGUCGAGGCUUGGGCGUGGGAUCCGUGACCCCGUGUUGCCCACGGCCAGGAGCCGUCGAAGCGCAGCUUCCCGGCCCGCACCUGCGCCCCUCGGAGCGCCCAGAGCCCGCGGUCCUCGGCGUCGAGCUCAGCAGCGUCCGAGCCCGGCGCGUCUCUGGCCGCCAUGGCCGCCGCCGGCCUGCGGGCCUUGGGGGCCAAGGGGUCGGGCUGGCUCCGGCGCGGCCCGUGGGCUCCGCUCACCGCCGGCUUCUGCAGCGGGGGGCCGGCCGGGGUCGGGCGGCCGGAGCCGGGGCCGCGACCCACCAGCGCGCGGCAGCGGGACGGCAUCAGGAGCAUUGUCUUGAGCGAUCCAAAGAGAAGAAACGCCCUGUCACUGGCAAUGCUGAGAUCUCUGCAAAGCGACAUUCUUCAUGAAGCCGAAAAUCAAGAUCUGAAGGUCAUUAUUAUUUCAGCUGAGGGGCCUGUAUUUUCUUCUGGGCAUGAUUUAAAGGAACUGACGGAUGAGCACAGCCCAGAUUAUCACGCUGAAGUAUUCCAAACCUGUUCUGAGGUCAUGAUGCUGAUCCAGAGCCUCCCGGUCCCCGUCAUCGCCAUGGUGAACGGCUUGGCCACUGCCGCCGGGUGUCAGCUGGUUGCCAGCUGUGACAUUGCCGUGGCAAGCGACAAGUCCUCCUUUGCCACGCCAGGUGUGAACAUCGGGCUCUUCUGCUCCACCCCCGGGGUGGCCCUGGGGAGAGCUGUGCCGAGAAAGGUGGCCUUAGAGAUGCUCUUCACUGGGGAGCCCAUUUCUGCGCAGGAGGCCCUGCUCCACGGGCUGCUGAGCAGGGUGGUGCCGGAGGAGCAGCUGGAGGAGGAGACCAUGAGGAUCGCGAGGAAGGUGGCCUCACUGAGCCGGCCGGUGCUGUCGCUGGGCAAAGCUGCCUUCUACAGGCAGGUGGCCCAGGACCUCAAGACCGCCUACCACCUCACCUCCCAGACCAUGGUGGACAACCUGGGCCUGCCAGAUGGCCAGGAGGGGGUCAAGGCCUUCCUCCAGAAGAGGAAGCCCGUCUGGUCACACUGAGCAGCCUCAUCAGAGGCACCGGGGGCCGUGAGCCCAGUGGGCAGCGCUCAGGACCCCCCCCCCCCGCCCCCCCCAACUCCCAGCCUGACCUUCCGACCCCCAACCACCACUGCUGCCUUGUGACUGUAGCAGUCAGCCUGCUUUUCUGGCAAUAGUAAUGGUGCACGUGGUCUGUGUUAAGAGCCACGAUUCCCUGGGGCAGGGGCGGCCUGGGGAGUCGGGUGCUAAUGUGAGCAGAAGGGCGUGAGCACCUCUGCCGAGCUAGCUGUGUGAGGAAGCCAGUGUGUGAUGCUCCUUCUGGGGACCUUAGGUGAGGGGACCCCCGCCCCCACCCCCAGGGAAGAAGGUGAUGAUAAACUAAGGCAGGAAGGAAGGAUUUCAGCCUGACUGUUACCAGAAAGGGCCCCUAAGGCAGAGGUGGUGCUGGCUGCCCACCAGAGGUGAAGCAUUUCAAAUCCCCACGAGAUGCUCUCCACUCUGAAAACCUUCUUGAUUCUAUUGAGAAAUGAUCAUGCCUAUGGCUUUGGGAUAAUCUUAUGGGAUUUUUUAAAAAAGAUUACCUAUUUAGAGAGACUGAUAAUUUUAUCUUCCCAACCAGACUGUAAGCUAAGAGAAGAAAAUCGAUUUUAACCCUUUCUUUGAUGCCUGUGGGGAUAGAUGUCUGGUGGGUGCCUGGUGCUUCUGUAAUGAAGGUCCCUGCCACCAAGAUACUGGGAGCCCGGACGCUGGGCUGAACCUGAGGAUAAAAGCAUCGGGGAGAGAAGGGAGGGACGCAGAACACACAUUCUCCCCACCAAGAACCACCUGCUGCGGAAACAUUUCCAAACUGUGCUCAGCUUCUGGUAAAGAAUCCAGACUCGCAUCAGGCAUUUGAGUUCCCCAGAGAUGGUUUAGGAUCAAAACAUCUUACUUUCUGGCUUCUGGUCCAAUGAGGCCCCAGAAAAGUCCCAGACCUCGUGUCUGCCAGCUCGCACCUGGGGCUGAUCAUUUUUUUAAGGCCAGUUUUUUUUUUACCUAAUGAGUAGAAUGGCCGUAAAGGUAAUUAGUACCGAAGACAGAGAACCGUGCGGCUCCACCAGGUGGUUCUCAUUCUAAUCACAGGGGCAAGCAGCCCAUGGAAGGGAGGUCCCCUAGUGGGGCUUCUACUGAGAUUGGCUUUUCUUUUCUUUUCUUUCCUCCCUCCCUCCCUCCCUUCUUUUUCGCCAGAGUUUAGAAAGGUGAAAAAGUGUUUUCUUGGAAAGGAGGAGCUUGUUACUAAGAAUGUUCCUCAGAAGAAGAGAGCUCAUCAGAGCCACCAGUCACUGGAGUCCGGUACACACUGGCACCCCCGUACAUCCUCAUUCAGUCCCCACCAGAGCCCAGCCGAGUGGGGCCACUAUCACCUCCUUACAGAUGGGUGGUGGAGAUCGGGGAGAGGGAGGGCCCCAGGCUCUGACUGCCGAUAAAGCCGUGGAUGCCUUUCCCGGGCUGCCCAGCUUAUGAGGGAGCCUGGGCUGGAGGGAGGCCUGCCGGAAGACCUGCCCCCUGCCCCGCAGCUUUCCAGAACCCAGGGCUGGGCCGAGCACGCCCCCUGCUGGAGGGCUUUGCCCGCGUGCCGGGGACAUGGGAUUUCACUCUUGGCAAAUCACCAGUGGAGUUUUUACGACUGAUAAACAACUGGCUGAAAUUCCAGCCCAGGCUGUGCAGGACUGGCCAUCACAAUCUGCUCAAAAACAACGCCACCCAUGGGGCCCCUCCAGUUUGCCCACCGCGGGAGUGGCUGUGAGGCCACUGCCAGACCCCACAGUGAGGAGAGGGUGUUAUAAACUCUGGGCUUUGAAGAAAGUUAGCAAAGCCUUCACACACGUCCCACCAAAGACCAAAAGUUGCCUUUCCAGUUUCUGUAUGAGCUGCACCACAGCCUCCAACCAGGAAAUCCUCGGGCCUCUAGGCUGGCUUCCCAGCCUGCGAGCUGAAGUGCCCUCAGGGACUCGCUGUAAAUCUUAAUAAUCGCCGGCACGGAAAGUAACCCAGAAGGAAAAGCGUCUGCCCAACCACAGUACCAUAUAACUCAUCCCCAAGGCCAGUGUAAACUGGGGUGAAUUUGCAUCUCUGCGUCCCUCCACUGGGAUGCUGAAUGAAAACUUUCUCAUCACCACACACGAUGAUUGCUUCUGGAAAGCCUGGUGCAUUCACCUUUCCCUCUGUACCACGUGCUGCUCAGGGAGCUUUGCUGAGCUCAGCCCAGUAGACCCCACGCCAGCAGGUUCAGGGGCCAGAAAGUCGGUGAAAGGGGCAUUUGUUCCUGCACGGCCAGGGGGAGAAAACAUUCCCGAGGCCACCUGAGCCCCCGAGAAUACAAUAAAUGACUAACUUUACACCAACGAUGGCGGGGGGCCCCACCAGGAGCCUUACUGAGCUGAGUAAAUUUCCUCUUGCCAGGCAGGCCCAGGAAGGAGCUCUGUCUGCUCCCCUGGUAUGUACGAGGCUCAGAGAAGUUAAGGCACUGGCCACGGCGAGGCCAGCAUCUAUCUGACUCUGAAUCCCGUGCCCCCAACACCAUACUUUUUUCCUCCCAACGUACCAAGAAGAUCACCGUCCCAGCCUGGAGAGACAGACGACUGCGGCGCUCAGAGGAAGCCAAGCAGACAUGGCAGCGCCCAGGCGACGCAACUGGCAGGCACAUUGGCACUCGCCACCUACCUCUACAGAGAUCAAGUCAGGCGCUGCGGCAGCUGCGGCCUGCCAGCACCCCCCGAAAGGUGCUCAGGGUGGAGAGCUGAAAUGAGGCGCUCUGUGCUCUGUGAAAAACUGGCACAACAGGUCUUUCGAUAGUCAGGUAUUUUUAGGAGCCAACUUUAUGAGCCCAAUUCUUGUAUCUCCUCCUAUCCUGAGAAACUAAAAUCCUGCAUGGUGACGACGGCUCCCAUGACUACCAAAAGCCUGCACGAGACGAGCAGAAACCUUCUGUACGCAACAUGAGCUUGAUGGCAUGUUUUUCCCCUUUCACCUAAAUCACACAUAUACUGAUCCUCCCCUCCGCCUCUUUGGCACAGUUUCUCAGAGCUCUCUGGGAAGCUGUCUGCUGGGCUGCAGGCCUCAUUUUGCCCCAAAUAAAACUUAACUCGCAGCUCUCAUGUGCAUUUUUUUAAGUCGACACAGUGUUGCUUACCAAGGGGGUCCGGGAGAAGCACGGAUUUGACCUCAGAGAGAGCCGAGUUCAAGUCCCGGGAUUGCGACUGUCUAGCUGUGUGACCGUGCAGGUGAUGGAGCCUCUUGCGGUGCCCAGGUCCCCUCCUGGGACCCUCUUGUCCUCCCGGUUCUGACAUUGCAGAGUCUACAGCACUGGGAUUGGAAACUUGCUGCACAACCUGAAACAGGUAGCUUUGCUCAGAGAAAAUGCUCUCUUACAGAUGGAGAAGAUGCACCUUUUUUCCCGAGAAGUGGUGAACAGUGGAAACACCUGAUUACAUUGGAGAACGCGAACUCCCUUACAGGUCCUCAGAGCUUGGGGGCCACACCUGAACCUUUGAAAGACGUCCGGCUGGAAAGCCUCUACAGGGGGCAGAGCGCUGUUGAAAUUGGCAAUCACCGUAAUUUUGUCUGGGGGCCCCCUUGCCUCUCUCCGUCCUCUGAAAACCCACUGCACUAAGCUUUAAAGUUGUUUUCAAAUAUUUGAUUAACGAAUGAUUAUUCUUUCCUGGCAGUCAUCAAGAGGCCAGAGUUCAAAUCAGCUUUAUUGAAGUUGACCUGUUACCGUUAAUAAAUUUAUCAAAUUUCAG